Trematosphaeria pertusa is the source of this 1301-nucleotide messenger RNA. RefSeq lists its product as uncharacterized. The record is from RefSeq and is a predicted model, not a curated record. The coding region runs from base 167 to 1168 and encodes 333 amino acids. Lineage: Eukaryota; Fungi; Ascomycota; Dothideomycetes; Pleosporales; Trematosphaeriaceae. The transcript has a single exon. Gene Ontology annotation, cellular component: nucleus; mitochondrial inner membrane. Gene Ontology annotation, biological process: apoptotic DNA fragmentation. Gene Ontology annotation, molecular function: RNA endonuclease activity; metal ion binding; single-stranded DNA endonuclease activity.
GCGAACCACACCGCUCACCUUCGACGCGUUCGAAACAUCACCCACGCGCAGUCUGCGCAUCUGAUCUUGGGGCGGUGCCUGGCAGCUCUUAAAGCGCCCUUCCCACCGCGAUCAUCCAUUCUUUAACCUUCCUCCGCCCCCUUGCUCUCACAACUCUACUGCCGCCAUGUCGAAGGUCACAUUCGCGAUUAUAGCCGCGGCAGCUGGUGCUGCAAGUGGUGCAGCUGCGACAGCAGCGUUCUACUCUUCAAAGAAAGAGACUCCACCGUCCGUCUCUACAACCACAACGACCACCGUCACAGGCCCUCCACGACCAGCACCUCCGUCUUCAGUCCCUGCUGUACCUUCACCCGCAGCCGCCGCUCGAAAGCAACCACCUCCAGUCGACCCGAGCGGCCUCUUCCAAUAUGGCUUUCCCGGCCCCGUCGCAGACCUCCGCCCGGCGGCAUCCCUUACCUCUUCCUUCGACCGCCGAACAAGAAACCCAGCAUGGGUCGCGGAGCACAUCACGCCCGAGUCGCUCGCGAAUAACAACGCCGAUCGCAAACACAGCGUCUUUGUGGAAGACAUCUCAAUACCCGAAAUGUUCCGCGCAAAGCUGAAGGAUUACUUCCGCUCAGGGUACGACCGAGGGCACCAAGUACCCGCAGCGGACGCGAAGUGGAGUCAAGAAGCCAUGGACGAUACAUUCCUGUUGAGCAAUAUGUGCCCACAGGUCGGCGAUGGAUUCAACCGAGACUACUGGGCGCAUUUCGAGGACUUUUGCCGCCGAUUGACGAAGCAUUACCCCUCCGUGCGCAUCGUGACUGGCCCUCUUUACCUGCCGAAGCGCGAGCCGGAUGGGAAAUGGAGGGUGAGCUACGAGGUCAUCGGGCAGCCGCCAAACGUUGCAGUACCGACGCAUUUCUACAAGGUCAUCUUCGCGGAGGACGGACAACAUGGUGGGAAGGUUGCGCUGGGAGCGUUCGUCCUCCCAAAUGCCGUCAUCGCGAACAACAAGCCGCUACAGGACUUCGAGGUCCCUGUGGAGAUUGUUGAGAGAGCAAGCGGAUUGGAGUUCGCCACGAAGCUGGAUCCUGUAAGGCGCAAGCGAUUGUGCCAGGAGGUCAGCUGCUCUCUCAUCGUGAGGGAGUAUGCCAAGAGACAGGAGGCCUUUGGGAAGAAAUGAGCGGACUAUGGGGUCGAUGGGGGAAUGUAUUCCAUGUGUAUACCAGCGUGUUAGCAUAGCAUGAGCGGAGUUCGUCACCUCUGUCAUUUCGGCGAAUACCAUAUCUUGCACCUUGACUACCAAAUGAACUUUU